Messenger RNA from Phytophthora sojae, 4428 nucleotides. RefSeq lists its product as hypothetical. NCBI's taxonomy places the organism in Eukaryota, Oomycota, Peronosporomycetes, Peronosporales, Peronosporaceae. Bases 2721 to 4382 code for a protein of 553 amino acids. Gene Ontology annotation, molecular function: ubiquitin-protein transferase activity. The record is from RefSeq and is a predicted model, not a curated record. The transcript is spliced from 2 exons.
GCUCACCAUGAACUUCCAGUCGGGCAUUUUCGUGUACUGGGUGACGUCGAACAUGUACACUCUGACGCAGACUGCGUUGCUCCGGGUAAACUUCAUCAAGCGUGCGCUGAAGAUCCCGGUGACGGAGGUGCAGCGCCUCGAGGCGGCUAGCAUCACGACGACGUCGCCAUUCGAGGCCGCGGUGUCGCGUGCUAAGGAGGGCACGGUUGUGAAGACACACAUGUACAAGCCCACCAAGCCGAGCAAGAAGUAAGUAGACCUUAGACCUUUCUUCAAGCUGGUCAAGUACGAAUGAUGUUUGGCAUGGCUCGCCUUCGUUUGUACGAAACAAUGCAACUGUAUCUGUUGCCUCAUAGAGGAAUAACAACCAUCUAGCUUGACUGGCAAAAGGAAAGUAUGCAUGUUUGGAAUACACCCGGGUUGGUCUUGUUUGUAGCUGUGAGAGCUCAUUGUGCCACCUCCGAUGUAACGGCGUCCUCUUUACUUACUUCGCGGAUGAUGCUAAAUUUGUCGGGAGGAUACUAAUAACGCAAAACCAAGCAAAAUUCGCGAGUGAGCUGACAACGAUGUUUCGCCACAGCAGAUAUCCUCCCAUUUGGUUGCACGUUUACCUGAAUUUCGGGGCACAGUGUAGAUGGCAAGAAGCGAGCAUGUUCUUCACAAAACGUGCUGCGCAAAGCAAUCUCUUCUUGUUCCAGUGCCGCUAGCUUUGCUUGUGUUUCUUCAAUCUAUGCACCGUCAGGAGUCACAUGUGUAAGUCCAGUGACUAUUGCCCGGAAGAACCGCAACUUACAAAUUGGCGAACGUUCACGUUAUACUGCUUCCGUCGUUGCAGUUCGGCCCCGACAGACUGGUACGACGCCAGGAAUUGGAGAUAAAAGUCCCGAAGGCUCAGCAGUUCAUCGAAAAGAAGCUGCACGUCGGCAAAAAUCACCUCGUAGCUGAAACAAACCACCCAGCCAACAUGUAAGUCGCUCUGCUUGCGUAUGAUCUUGGUGCAACGUCGACGUACUGUGGGUAAAUAUCGUUGAUCGUGGUGAAGUACUGCAGCAAAAAGCGGUCGCAUUGCUCCAUGUCGACGAAAAAACUCACCUAUGAACGAAUGUAAGAUCCACGAUAACAGACUGGUAAGUGAUCUUUCGAGAGGCGACGUUGACAACGUAUGCAACGCAUGUACAAUACGUACUGCUGCGUCGUACAGCUCUUCAACUGGCUUGGUUUCUUCGUCACUACAGCGACAAAACAUCCAGAAACCCAUUAGUAUCCAGCGCCCAAUGCAUGGCACAAGCGUCCAGCGUACGGGAUCAAAGAGAGGUCUCGGUGCUCGCCCACCAAUGCGUCGACAUUACUCGCAUGGGCUUUUUCAAAUGUACAGAAGAAGUCGUAUAUAGCUGAGAUCCUCGUGAUGGCGUGUUGAUGCGCGGCCAGCAGCUCUUCCACCCUGGACACACCCACACGUUCAGCACCAAGAAACAACCAGACCUACCAAAGCUCACAAUGCACUGCACUGCACCCACUCCUUCGUCUGCUCCAGCGUGUCCUGCUGCAGCGACUGCACCGUCUCGGCAUCGACGAAGUCGAACAGCGUCUUGCCCCGCUCGCCGCCCACCAUGCUCGGGUCCACCGCGCUGCUCUGCAGCUGCUCAAACACGCGGUUCAUCUCCUGCAGGAGCUGCCCAGCGACAACGCGCGCCGACACCCAUACUGGAUUAACACAUAUAGUUAUGAUGCGCAGGGCUCUGUAGCAGCGAGCGCACCGGCGUCUGCGCGAAGACCGAGUCCUGCGCGAUCUCCUGCGCGCUGUGCAGCUUGACGCGCGAGGCCUCCAGCAUCUUGCCCAGCACCUGCGGCGCAGCACCAAUCGUGAGUCGGCGGAAACACAACAAUGCAAACCGAGCCGUGCAGCACCUGGCAUUUCUCCGAGAUGGUCUUGACCACCUCGCGCGUCGCGACGGCGAAGUACUCGGCCCCCAUUUCGGUCGAAGGUGAAGAUGGAUCUGAUUACGAUUGGUAUCAGAUCGGAUAAAGUCUGAUACUGUGUGUGCGACACACCUGGGCGUGAUCCCAAACCGCUACGUUGAACUAGGUCCAAAAUACCAUGAAACUGUAUUAUUCGAUUGGUAUAGACAUGCAGACAUAUACGUUAUAGUCACUAUCAGCACGACAGAGACAAUAAAAUUGGAAAAAACUUCUACAUAGUUGGACGUGAAUAAUGUUGAAAUAUCAUAAAACACAUAGUUACUCGGUUAGGGAGGGUUCGAAGGAAUCCACCAGGAUCAGCAAAGCUGCCGCAAUCAGCACUCAGACCUCAAUACAAGGCUAAAGCGCAGUAACAGGAGACGUCGUGUAUGCGGCCAUGGACGGCGGCGUGCUUGCGCUGCUCGUGAACGUGAGCUUCGUGGCCGCGCUGGCCAUCGCCUUCUUCAUGAUGCGGCGCAAGCUCGUGCGCCUGCACACGCGGCGGCUGCGCGAGCUGGCGGCGCCGCUGCUCGGCAAGUACGUCCCAGGCGCCAUUUUAGCCUUUAGCCUCCUGUUGCUUGGGCUUUUCACUAACGAAACCGAUGUAAUUGCGCGUCGGUGGCAUCUGCAGCGCGUCCACGGGCAACGACCACCGCCUGGACACGGCCACCCGUGAGGCCGAGAAGGGCUUCCAGGUGUGCGCCGUGUGCGAGUUCGAGAACUUCAAGGACGCGCUCUUCUGCUGCAUCUGCGGGGAGCGCAUGGACACGGGCGAGGCGACUGACAGCGGCGGCAGAAACAAGAGGAAGCGCCGGCGGAAGGAGAAGAAGAAAGAGCAGCAGCAGCUGGAGCAGCGCCGGAAUGAGACUCGGGCGGCGCUGCCGCGCCACUUCACGGAGCGCCAGCAGCGCGCCCGGAAGCGGAAGGAAUGGACGCGCAAGCUGGACGUGGAGGGCAACAUGUUCUGGUUCCGCGUGAAGGAAGGCAGCGGGUCUAUGGCGCCCGCGCGCGUGGGCAAAGUGAUUCGCUUCGUAAAGCCGAACGCGAGCUCCAAGAUGCCCGGACAGGUGAAUGGGCCUAUGGCGACGCAGAGCGAGGUGGCCGUCGUGGAGCCCGCCAAGGUCAAGGUUUUCGCGGAGAUCGCUGAUAUGGAUAUCAUCCCCGCCACCAAGUGGGAUGCGGCAGCACGUGCGACCGGAGAGGUGCUCGAGGACAACACACAAGAAGGCGUCGAGCGCCGGCGCGAGACGCUGGAACUCGCGGGGAAGGACUUCCCCUCCAAGUACGCCUACUUUGUCAAGACCACGGCGUCGCUGCUGGUGCCGCCCGAGGUGGAGUUCCUCAAGCUGUCGAUUCAUCGAGACUUUAUGUUUGAGGAGUCCAUGGAGCACCUCGGGUGUAUAGAGGAGAAAUACAUUCGGUCGGUCAUGCGCAUCAACUUCCUGGAAGAGAGCGGCGUGGAUGCUGGCGGGCUGCACCGCGAGUGGUUCAUGAUGCUCACGGAGCUGCUGACAAACACCAAGGCGGGGCUCUUCAAGCCCACGCAGGGGGAGGACCGCGCGUUCUUCCUCAACUCAAACUCCCGCUACGACAAUGGCGAGGACCAUCUAAUUUACUAUUACGGAGCGGGGCGGCUGCUUGGGCGCGCGCUGCUGGAGGGGACAGUGCUCAACUUCCACCUGUGCGUGCCGCUGCUGAAGCUCAUUCUGGGCACGCCGCUGUGUAUGGACGACGUGAAGUACUUUGACCCCGAGGUGUACAAGAGCAUGACUUGGAUGCUGGAGAACGACGGCGUGGAGGCGCUGGACCUGGACUUCAGCGUGAUGGAGCGCGUUGGCGACCGGACCAUGACGGUCGACCUCAUCCCCAACGGGCGCAACGUCGAGGUGACCGACGCCAAUAAGCACGAGUACCUGGAGCGCAAGUUCGAGCACUUCCUGCUGCGGAGCGUUGCGGACCAGCUCUACGUGUUCCUCAAGGGUAUCUACGAGGUCAUCCCGCAGCAAUUGCUGAUGCUGUUCGACUACGAAGAGUUGGACUACCUCAUGUGCGGAUCGCCGGAGAUCGACGUGGACGACUGGGAGAAGAACACGUCGGUGGCCGAGAGCGUUGCGCGGUCGCCGACGCUCGUGUGGUUCUGGGAGAUCGUGCGCGAGAUGCCCAACGAGUACCGGCGCCGUCUGCUGCAGUUCACCACCGGGUGCUCGCGCGUUCCGCUGGUGGGCUUCGGGGGGCUCACCAGCUACGACGGCAAGGUGUGUCUGUUCACGAUCCGGGGCAUCGUGGGCGCGCCCGACGAGUUCGUGCGCAGCUACGCGUGCUUCAACCGGCUGGACCUGCCGCUGGGCAUCUCGCGCGCUGAGCUCAAGCGCAUGCUCUACGCCUUGCUGGACACGGAGCUCUACGGGUUCACCACGGACUAAGCAGCGCUGGCGCCAGGUGAUUCACCGGCCAGAUCCAGAAAACUUG